This is a messenger RNA of Blepharisma stoltei, 3675 nucleotides long. The record is from the annotation of a GenBank genome assembly. NCBI's taxonomy places the organism in Eukaryota, Ciliophora, Heterotrichea, Heterotrichida, Blepharismidae.
AUGAUACCCCGGAAUAUAUAUGAAGUGGCUUUGAGCAUGCCUUAUUUUACACCUGUAGAUGAUGCUAGUGAUGAUUACCUGAAUGAUGCAAAUAUCAUGCAAAAAUUCAAGAUCUGAAUUUUCAUCAAGGCAAAGCCAAUUACAAAUUUCCUAUGAUAUAACUACGUCGUCUCCAAGCGGCAAAACUGAGCCAGCUAAGUUUUUUAAUGCGCAAUUUUUGCUUAGUUAUUAUAGUUUGAUUGUUCUGUGCCUUUGUAACUCUUUAACAUAUUACUGCUAUUAUACACAGCGAAUUCUUGUCCUUUUGGUAGGAAUCACUUCUUUAAUUAUAUGCAUUUUAUUUAGCUUGGCUGUGAUUUUGAGAGAGCAGUAUUUUAAAAAAGAUAAAUUCACUUUAUGUACAGUGCUCUAUGCUAUUACAGGUCUUGGACUGAUUUUUUCCGACCCAAAUAUUUUCAAUUUGCUACUCAGCGUGGAAGAUGAGCCUACCUUUGCUUCAAGCUUACAAUCCUUAUCAGUUUUAGCGGUUAUUUCCAUCAAUAAAAUUAUAUGAAAUAAGCAAUUAUUUACACUUAUGAGUGUUUUCUUACUCCCCCCAUCCAUAAUCGAAAGGCUCGCCAUCGUUCGAUCAAGGGUUGAAAAGAGAUGUUUUUUGGGAAAAAAAAAUUUUAUUUAUAAAAUAAAAAAUAUAUUUUUUUUUUUAUGCAUUUUUAAAAUAAGUAUUUAAUAAUUAUUUUUACAUCAAAAAAUUGAAUUAAUUUCAUAAGAAUACCAAUUUUUAAUAUUUUGAUUUUUUGGCUACCCCUUUAAACUGUAUAAAUUUUAAUUUGUUUCUUAUUGAAUUAAAAAUUUAAAUUUUAAAUAAUCUCUAAUUUUUAGAUUAUUAAGUUUUUAAGCCCAGGCUGAUGACUAAAGCACUUCGGAUGAUUGAUUUCGUAGCUUUCUGUCGUCUCAAAGCCUCUGACAACAAUUUCAUUAGGCACAUCUCCCAAACUUUUGAUAACUUAUAUAUUUUUAUAUAUGUAUAAAUUUUAAUGAAAAUCGUUCGAUCAAGGAUGGGGGUUAAUUUCCCAAUUUUAGGAAUUUUUGCAGUCAAUCGCUCGAUCAAGGAUGGGGGGACUUAGGGUUAUUUUCUCUAAGCUUGAACUGUUAUAAUAGAGAUAAAAUUUUGCAAGAAAUAUUCCAAUUUUUUUUAUAUUUAAUAUUGAUACAAAAUAGUCAAAAUACAUUAGCAUCAAAUAAAGUUAUGAUAGAAGGACAAUAUGUUAUCCCUGAAGAAGAAGAAAAAUUAAGCCACCCAGAAGUUCCGCUUUCUGACAUUGAGGUCAAUUUCACACAGAAAGAUUCUGACGCUAAUACUGGGCUUGAAGAAGUGGUACACUAUAUUAAAACUGCAAUUGAAUGGAUGAAUUAUAUAAAAGAUUACCCUGAGGCUAGUUUUCGUGUUGGGAUUGAUCGCACUUCUCGCAUUUUGGAAAGAUGCUUACUCCCCCCUCCGUGAGCGAACAAGCCAUUAGAAAAUCCCUAUUUUUUGCCCAAAGCCCGCCCUCUGCGAGCAAACAAAAAUUUUUAUAAAAAAAUUGUUAUAUAAGUGAUAAUUAAUAUAAUGAAAUCUCUAGCUAAUUCUGUUUAAUUUUAAAACAAAUUGCGUUUUAAAUCAUAAAUUUUACAAAUUUAACUUUUGGGUUUUUUUAAAUUUUUAUAAAAUUUAUAUAUAAUUUUUUUUUCAAAAAAUAAUUAACCCUCUCCGGGAGCAUCCAAAUUUAGUUCGCUCACAGAAGGGGUGAAUUAGCAUUUUUAAGAAAAUGCGAUAAUAUUUAUUCUACAGAUUAUAAUAAAGUUACUAAACAUUUGGAAACCGAGGAUAAAAAUUAUAUUUCUCAGUAUUUUUACGGGGCAUCUGAAUCAAUCCCAGCAACUGAGCAAUCUGAUAAAAGGCUCAAAGAGAAAAGCAUCACUGCAUCUUUUGGUUUUGAUGAGACUGUAAAUGUUCUCAAUAGAAUUUGUAGAAAUUGAAAUUUCAGUGUGUUUAUGAUUGACGGUCUUAAUAACGAAGUUUUUCAAGUCUGUGGGAGAUAUGUAUUUUUAAAGUAUGGGUUGAUAAAAAGAUUUAAAAUUCAAGAAACUGUAUUAAGAGAUUUCUUAAUCGAAUUAGAAGGAAAAUAUCAAAAAAAUAAAUACCACAAUGCUCUUCAUGCUGCAGAUGUGAUGUUUUCGUUUCUAUGGUUAACAUUCAACUCUGCCUGAAAAGAUAAAAUUCGGUCUCCAGAGCUUCUUAUUGGGAUCCUUGUUACACUUUCUCAUGAUGUUGCACACCCAGGCCGAACCAAUCGAUAUUUAAUUCUAACUCCCCCUCCGUGAGCGAACAAAACCAUUAAAAAAAUCCCUAUUUUUUGCCCCAAAAACCCACCUCCGUGAGCGAACAAAAAUUUUUAAUAGAAAAAUUAUUUAUGGGAAAAAAUUUUGAUAUAUAAGUGAUAACUAUUAUCAUGAAAUCUCGAGCUAAUUCUGUUUAAUUUUAAACAAAUUGCGUUUUUAAAACAUAAAAACUUUACAAAUUAAAUUAAUAUUUAUCUUCCAGUUUUUGAGAAGUGGGAUUCUAAAAAAAAAUUCUAUAAAAUUUAUAUAUAAUUUUUUUUCAAAAAAAAAAAUAGCCCCCCUCCAUGAGUGAACAAGAUUUUUUUGUUCGCUCACGGAGGGGGGAGUAAGUAAGUAAAGAUGAGCUCGCUACCUUAUAUAAUGAUAUCAGCGUCUUGGAAAUGCACCACGCAUCUACUUUAUUUUCUAUACUGAAAAAGCCCAAGUUUAAUAUAUUGGAAAACAUAGAUAAUGACUCAUGGAUUUUUAUAAGAAGACAAAUUAUUGAACUGAUUUUGGCUACAGAUAUGGAAAAACAUUUUGAAAUUUUAGGAAAUUUUAAAGCAAAAUAUUUAAGUAUUGGAGAAAAGUUGGAAGAUAACGAUAUUGAUUAUAGAACCAGUUUUAUGAAAAUGGCUAUAAAGGCUGCAGAUGUCGGACAUGCCGCGAAGGAAACAGAUAUUCAUGUAAAAUGAUCAGAGCUGCUGAUGGAAGAAAUUAUUGAGAUAGAUAGACUAGAGAAGUCUCUAGGGAUAAAACAAACUUUGUCUACAGAAAUUUUGAUGACUGAUUUGCCACGAGAUCAGUCAAGAUUUCUAAAAAACAUUGUAAUUCCUUUGUAUAUUGCAUUUAAUGAGGUUCUUAAAUCUGAAGAAAUUGAAAAAAAGUGUAUUACCCAGUUUAGUUUUAAAUGAAAUCACUUUAUAUCCAGUCUCCCUGCUUGAAGUCCAACUUGAUUAACAGCUCUGAACAACGAUAGGUGGACCUUCCUAACCAUCAAAUCGUUAAUGUUAUCAAGUCAGCUAAGACUUCUCUGAUCAGUGCCAGACUCAGCACUGACCUUUACUUCACUCUAGACUCUCAGGAGGAUCGACCUCUUUCACUAAGUCUGUAGGCCCUACCUGCAGAGCAGGUGUCUAGAACCUAUCCCAUAACUGCCAUUUUAAUAUUGUGAUUACCCAGUUAAAUGACAAUGAGGAUUAUUGAAAAAGAAAGUUAAGAAAUCCAACUGUGUUUGUUCGAGCUGAAUCUUUUAAAAAUCCUACAAGACAUGCAAGUUUGCCUGAUCGAGUUCCAACGUCUGGGCAUUUAUCUUAA